This is a messenger RNA of Juglans regia (Persian walnut), 1716 nucleotides long. RefSeq names its product cytochrome P450 71A26-like. NCBI's taxonomy places the organism in Eukaryota, Viridiplantae, Streptophyta, Magnoliopsida, Fagales, Juglandaceae. Gene Ontology annotation, molecular function: heme binding; iron ion binding; oxidoreductase activity, acting on paired donors, with incorporation or reduction of molecular oxygen. The record is from RefSeq and is a predicted model, not a curated record. Bases 120 to 1682 code for a protein of 520 amino acids. The transcript has 2 exons.
UCUUAAAGAGACAACCCGGACUUGCAGAUAAAUCUAGCAUUCUCCAAUAAAAGGUGAAAGGAAGACCACAAAGAGAGCUCUAGCUAAUAGUAGACAACUUCGUCCUGCUGCCAGAGCAGAUGCAGAUAUACCUCCAAUAUAUGCAUCCCUUCGUUAUCUAUGGCUUUCCCUUUCUUUUCUUCGCGCUCUUUCUCCUCAAAUGGCUCUCCAUAACCCCUCCCAAAAACAUGCCGCCUUCACCGCCAAAGCUUCCUUUCCUAGGGAACCUCCACCAACUCGGUUUGUAUCCUCACCGCACCCUUUGUUCGUUAGCUCAACGCCAUGGCCCGCUCAUGCUGCUUCACUUCGGCAGUCGGCCUGCGCUAAUCGCGUCGUCUGCAGACACUGCUCGAGAGAUCAUGAAAACCCAUGAUGUCAUCUUCUCCAACAGACCAAAACUAAGCAUUUCCGACAGACUUCUCUACGAGGGUAAGGAUGUGUCGACAGCUCCCUAUGGGGAGUACUGGAGGCAAAUGAGAAGCAUUUGCGUGCUCCAGCUUUUGAGUAACAAGAGGGUUCAGUCUUUUCGAGCUGUAAGGGAAGAAGAAGUAGCCUUGUUCAUGGAGAAGAUCAGAGACCAGUCUUGUUCGUUGUCGUUGCCAGUAAAUUUAGGCGAGAUGUUUGUCUCGCUGACCAACGAUAUCAUUUGCAGAGUGGCUUUUGGGAGGAAGUACAGUACAGGUGAAGAUGGGAAGAAGUUUGGACAGUUGUUGGGAGAGCUUAUGAAACUGUUGGGUGCUUUCAAUGUGGGGGACUUCAUUCCAUGGCUGACAUGGGUAAAUGGAAUCAAUGGUAUUGAUGCUCGAGUGGAGAAAGUCUAUAAGGAGUUUGAUCAGUUUUUAGAUGGCAUAGUAGAGCAGCACAAAAGAGAGAACAGAAUUAAUGGGAAUCAUGGAAGUACACUACUUCUGGGUGAAGAUAAAAAAGAUCUGGUGGACGUUUUGCUCGAGAUCCAAAAUGAUAACGCUGCUGGAGUUGCCAUGGACGAAACAAGCAUUAAAGCACUAAUCUUGGAUAUGUUUGCUGCUGGAACUGAUACUACUUACACAGUUCUAGAAUGGGCAAUGUCAGAGCUCUUAAGGCACCCUAGAGUCAUGAAGAAAUUGCAAGAUGAGGUAAGGGGGAUUUCACAGGCCAAAACCAGCAUAACUGAGAACCACUUAGAGAACAUGCACUACUUGAAAGCAGUGAUAAAAGAGACCUUUCGGCUAUAUCCUCCAAUCCCAUUAUUAGUUCCCAGAGAAUCAACCCAAGAUGUUGAAAUAAAGGGCUAUCACAUUCCUGCUGGAACCUUAACUUUCAUUAAUGCAUGGGCAAUUGGAAGGGACCCUGCAUUGUGGGAAGAACCAGAAGAGUUUCGACCAGAGAGGUUCUUGACUUCUUCUGUAGAUUUUAGAGGACAUGAUUUCCAGCUGAUCCCAUUUGGAGCUGGAAGGAGGGGAUGCCCAGGAAUCACAUUUGCCAUGGCUACCAAUGAGCUUGUGUUGGCCAAUCUUGUGCACGAGUUCGACUGGGCAUUGCCUGGUGGUGCAUGUUUGGAGGAUUUGAACAUGACCCAAUGCACUGGUCUUACUAUCCAUAGAAAAGUUCCUCUCCUUGCUGUUGCAAGUACUCCUAUAUAUAUAUAUAAGUCGGGGAAAUAAUUCUACCAUUUAUAUAUAUGGUGUUGCCUAUAUA